Molecule: messenger RNA, 576 nt
Organism: Cooperia oncophora
Lineage: Eukaryota; Metazoa; Nematoda; Chromadorea; Rhabditida; Trichostrongylidae
Source: the annotation of a GenBank genome assembly
AUGCAUGCCCAUGCACUAGUAGUAGGGAGUCCGGCGUCAGGCUGUAGUCUGUUGUUCCAGGUGGAAGCAAAACAACUGCACCAGUCGGAAGUGGAGAAGCACAGGGAGAGGGAAAGACAAGCAGCAACAGUGGAUGACGAGUGUAGGACUGCUUCCGAGCUCAUGCCGGCUCAGGAUGAUGGAUGCAGAACCGCUUCUGAGCCGACAGCAAGGGCGGAUGAUGGUUGCCGGACUGCUUCAGAGCCUUCACCGAAAAUUGAUGACGGAUGUAGAACUGCAUCCGAGCCUACACCAAAAGCGCUUGUUAGUGCACAGAAGCCACAAGAUUAUGCCCCGUCAAGAAUAUCGUCUGAAAAAACAACUGAGAUCAUGAUUAAACGUACAAUGGAAAGGACUGUGACGGAAGAAGAUCUUCACACGGCUGAGCCAGUUAGAACACCAGCUGGUUUGGAAGAUGCCGGAUGUAAAACUGCAUCUUUGCCGGAACCCGUGGAAGCAAAACAUCUGCAGCAAUCGGAAUUGGAGAAGCACACGGAGCGCGAAAGACAAACAGCAACAGUGGUAAUCUUACUCUAG